Molecule: messenger RNA, 4125 nt
Organism: Pseudopipra pipra
Lineage: Eukaryota; Metazoa; Chordata; Aves; Passeriformes; Pipridae
Gene: FSD2
Product: fibronectin type III and SPRY domain containing 2
Exons: 13
Coding region: 586-2961 (791 amino acids)
Molecular function (GO): protein binding
Source: RefSeq, a predicted model, not a curated record
UGAAGGACAGCCGGGGCACAUCUAUAUUUGUGCCAUUGCUCAUUGCUGGCAUGUCCCUAUCGGAGCAAAGAGGCAGGCUAGGGUUACUGCAAUGCAUCUUCCAACUGCAGUCAUAGGAAAGUGGCGAGGAAUUGCUUUCGUGUGAAUUAAUUUUUACUAGGGGAAAUAGAAGUGAACUUUGAUGCCAUCUGAGCUAUCAGAAGAAUUUUAUGACGUCUUAAGAUAGAAGGCAAGUUUUUAGGUAGUAACAUUCUUUGUUAUAUAUUUACGAUAAUUGACGGUCACGGACUUAAACAUGCUUCGUGUAAUUGUAUCUGUGCCUGUAAACUGAGCAAACACUGAGCAAUCAUCUGAAAAUCUUAUUUAGGCAGCAGGGUUCCAGACAAACUUAAUUAUGCUCAUUUUAAUUUAUUUUAUUUUAUUUCAUUUUGGUAGGAAAAAUACAUGUUAAUUCACUUUUCUAAUUAGUAGUAGCUUCUAAAGCAAGUCUUACUGUUAUAAUUAUGGUGGGAAAAGCCUUUGCGGGAGCCAGACAACAUUUUCUGAUUGAGACUCGACAUCUCAAAAGCCUUGCUGACAAUACCAAUGUCAUCCAGAUCUGGCAGCACAAGAGAGUAUGAAACUAGUAGCCAGUCACGUGGCCAUUCAGCUUCCCCACCAGUCCCAGAGUCUAAUGAGACUGAGUCUGAAGGUUUGAUAUUUUAUCACAUGGAUCUUUAUGGAUCAAAGGAGAGGUUUGAUAUCUUUCCUGAAGAGCUGUCUGGUCGAGAAGACAGAUCUCUGGGGGAUACAAGAAGAGAAUCUGUAUUGAGUAGUGAAAAAGUUCAGUGCUCACAAGAAAUUGGCUACGACAUGGAAAAGGAGGUUGCAGAGCUGGCUAAGAUGUAUGGACUUGAUGAGGAUAAAGAAAAAGAGCUUGAGCUUCUUGGAGGACGCGUGGAGAUGGAGAGCAGAUGGCCACCUGCUCGCACCAAAAAAGCAGGAUCACAAGGCUCCACAUAUAACGCAUCAAAAAGCAACGCUUCAGUGAAAGAUCAAAGUCAAAGCACAAAGCAACAAGGACUUCCUGGCGAGGCUUCUCAAGAUGAAGAUCAGAGCAAAACCAGAGCAGAUGAUGAGGUUGAGAGCAACAUAUGGUCCAGAGAGGGGCUUAGCAGUGGCGGCAUGUCAGAUGAGUGGAACAGUCAGGCUGUCAGUGAGGAGCAGGAGGAGGAGGAAGAGGAGGAAGUGGCGAAUGUUUUUUGUUCUACCUGCAAGAUACCAAUCCGAGCUUUUGACAAACUAUUUGGUGAACACAAGGAUCAUGAGGUGACUCAACUGCCCAAUGCCUUGGAAAGUGAAAAGGAAGAGAUUCAUAAAAACAUGUGCAAGUUAGAAGAACAGAUUGCUCAGAUGGAAAAUGUUGCCAGUCAUUUGGAGGAAAUCUUCCUCACUGUAGAGGAAAAUUUUGGGAGGCAGGAGCAGAACUUUGAGGUGCAUUACAACGACGCAGUACAAGUGCUUGCUCAAAAGUAUGAAGAACAGCUGGAAGCACUGGGGGAAGAGAAGAGGCAGAAGCUGGAAGCUCUAUAUGAGCAGCUGGUCAGUUCUGGGAAACUUCUCGACACCUGCAAGGAACUGACAGACAAAACCCAUGAACUUUUCCUGGAAAAUGACAAAGCUGAAUUUAUGAAGGCAGCAGUAACCAUGGUUGACAGGCUGGAAGAAUUCUUAAAGCAAGAAGUGAAUUUAGAGCUUUCAACACUGCCAGACUUUGAAGAGCGGGUCAUAGAUUUCUCUGAAGUUGAACAACUCAUGAACUCCAUUAAUGCUAUUCCAGCUCCUUGUGCCCCUGUGAUCAAUCCCCAGGCUCCAAAUGCAGCAACUGGCACCUCACUGAGAGUUUGCUGGGGCCUCUUCUCAGAUGACACUGUGGAGGGAUAUCAACUGUCCUAUAAACCAGUGAGCAACGAGAAGCACAGUGAUGAGCAGGCAGAGCAUACCCUAAAAGUCAAAGAAACAUACUGCACCAUUACUAACCUGUUGCCGAAUACACAGUAUGAAUUUUGGGUCAGUGCUUUAAAUGCCUCUGGUAUCAGUCCACCAAGUGAAAGAGCAGUUUAUGUGACAGCUCCUUCACCACCUAUCAUAAAGAGCAAAAAGAUCCGAAGCUGUGAAAACGCAGCACUGGUGUGCUGGGAAUCUGGAGACAUUAACCCUGUCGAUUCCUACACGGUUGAAUUGUACAAGCUGACAGAUGAACAAAACGAUGAUACUAUUACUGAAUCUAUUGUUGGGAUUCCUAACUGUGAAGUCCUAAUUCACCUCCAACCAACACAAAGGUAUCACAUCUGUGUUAGAGCCCAAAACCUAGGUGGCUCCAGUGAAAGAAGUGAACCUGUCCUGAUACACACCACAGGCACCUGCUUCUACCUUAAUGAGGACACAGCCCAUCCUUUACUGGCAAUCCUAGAUGACGGAUUUACAAUUUCAUGUGAUGAACUGGAAAACCCAGAGUGUGAUCUGCCCGUCUAUGAUAACAGCUUUACAAGGUGUAUUGCAAUCCUGGGCAGUCUGAUCCCAUUUCCAGGAAAGCAUUACUGGGAGGUGGAAGUUGAGGAAGAUACAGAGUACAGAACUGGCGUGGCUUUUGAGAACACUCCAAGACAUGGUCACCUGGGGGCAAACAACUCAUCCUGGUGCAUGAGGCAUAUCAUCACACCAUCAAGGCACAAGUACGAGUUCCUGCACAGCGGGAUGACACCAGACAUCAGAAUUACUAUUCCUCCUACAAGGAUUGGCAUCCUGCUGGACUACGAGAACUGCAGACUGUCAUUUUUCAAUGCAGAUAUUGCCCAGCACCUUUACACAUUCAACUCACGCUUCCAGCAUUAUGUCCACCCCUGCUUUGCUUUGGAAACACCUGGUAUCUUACGGAUACGUACUGGAAUUACAACGCCUCCAUGGACUGCCCUCCUAUAACCUGUGUUCUGCCACUACCACACCUACAUCUGCCCUCUUACAGCAUCAACUGCUCCAUCACACUCCUGUAAACCAGCUGUUUCCCAAGAAGAGCAAAGCAACCUGACCCAGAUCAACUGCCAGGCCUGAGCCCUUAUGAGUUACAUCCUCUUAGGAAGGAUCUUAGCAGAAAGCCACUAUGGUCACAAGAUCCAUCAGCAUCUCAGAAUCCUCCACUUAGAAAUAGAUACCAUCCUUCUCAGAGGUGACACUGUCAUCAUGCAGCAGUGGCAGCUGGAUCAUUUGGGUGAUCACUUAGGUGACCCCAAUACCCAUCUGAUGCCCAGGGAACUUCCCAGUUCCAGAGCAAUCAUUAAUUCUACUCCUGAGGCUGCUGAAGAGCCAAACAUUCAAAGAAAAACAAAAAUAGCAAAAGGCAUGAACAGUGUACAGCUGCUAGAGCUGAAAACACUCCAACCAUGAAGCUGAUCUCACAAUCAAGUUUUCUUGUUGCUACAUGAAGUCUGUGACACGAGAUAAUCAAAUACGCCUCCCCUGUGUGUGAACUGUUAGCGCCUACAUACCCAGUGAGGCUUUCUGAAAUACCCAAGCAUGCACUACAGUCUCAAAUAUAAGACACUUUUACAGAAUGCCCAUGUUUCUCAUUCACUCAUCCAGGGAAAAAACAAAAAAACAGGCAGGCUUUUUGCAGUGCUCCACUACCCUUAAAGAGAAACCAAAAGCAUCAUUUUUAGCUGUUUCUUUUUAGCUAUGCUCAUCUCCACUUGGGUGUAACCUCCCUCCACCCUCACAGAUCUGUUCCCCCCCUGAGCACUGCAGAAUUCUCACCCCACUGCUGUGCCCUUGAAGCUUUGGGUAUCCAUGGGGCUGGAAGGACUCUGGCCCAGCACUCAGUUGAGAUGUCCUUGUUUAGGCUUCAUUUUCAGACACCAGAUGAUCCAGACAGCUCUAAACAGCCUCAUCCGUGUAUGUCAAAACUACCUGAGCUCAAUCAAGAGUCAUUAACAGAGAAGCUUUUCCACAGAUUUAUUGCAUGUUCAUUACAAAAUUCACUGAUUUAAGUUUCCAUUCUAGGGGAUAGCCAGGAACAGGCAGGGGCCUCUUCAAUAUACAGGGUCUCUACAAAUAAAUGCCACUGGCAAAACUAAGAGAUUUGACAUAGAA